Messenger RNA from Sus scrofa (pig), 6608 nucleotides. NCBI's taxonomy places the organism in Eukaryota, Metazoa, Chordata, Mammalia, Artiodactyla, Suidae. The record is from RefSeq and is a predicted model, not a curated record.
CACUGCACACAGGAAAACAGGACUGUGCUACUAGCUGACAUCUGGGCAGACCUGGAAAAAGAGAAGAGGAUGUAGACUUCAGAGAAAAGGAACACAGAUGACUUCAUUCCAGUCUGAGUCCCAGAACUUGUACUCCGCCUUUCACAUAAGAUAUGUCAUCAGGGUACUUUGAAGCUUUUCGGCUUCCAAGAAAAUUCCUGGUUCUCACCCCUAUUUAUGAGCAAAGCCAAGAAAGUCCGGUUCUUAAAGGACCUAGCCCUACUGUGCCCUCAACAUCUGUAUACCCCAUCCUAGGGUACCAAGUUUACUGCAUCUGAGGCUUCCUCCCCCUGUAUUCCUGAGCCACAAAGGAAGGCCUUUCUAGGGUCCAACUGCAGAAACUGCCUCAUGGAUAGUCUAAUUUGUCCCACCUUGGUGACUGAUUACUCUCUUACUUGCUUUUUUUUUUUUUUUUGCUAACCAAUAGUUUGGACUUGGUGAUUUGUACCUAUGCUUGAUGACAGCACCCUGUUUGUGCUGACCCCUUUUGAUCAGAACUCUGCUCUGAGACAGCCACAGGAAACCAGAGUCCUUUGGGAGUGUGUGGUUAGGGAGAAAUUAAUUCUCCUAAUCCCACUAUCCUUUUUGUUUGUAUAGUUUACAGAGCUGAAAUCAUGUUGUCUGUACUACCCCAGCUCCUACCUCUUAUACUUAACAAAAGCUAAGUUCUAGUUGGGGUUUUGUGGCUUAGAAUGCCAGAAUACAGACUGGGAUCUGGGGUCACCUCUGCCCCCUUUGCUGUUAUCAUCAUCUUUAACUGCCCAGACUUCGGAAAUAGAGAUAUUAGGAUCAGUGUACAAAUUCUGAUCUAUUGAACUUCAUCUCCUAACUUUUUAUGUGUUUGCAGGAAGGCCUAAACUGAAAAAAAAGAUCUCAACAGAGUGUAAUGUAACUCUAGUUUUAGCAGCUGUCCUUAGUGUAAUUUAUAUUAAGGUCAAGUCUGAAGCUAACUUCCAUAUAUCUUAGGAGUUGAAAUGAAGAACAACCAGCCACACUGUGCAUUAAAAUGGGUGAAAAAAUGCAGGUAGGCUUUUUGCAACAUUCGGUUGCAACUUAGAUGAUUUUUGAAGUUCUUUAUAACUUGUUUUUUAAUCCACAGAACUCCCAUAGCCUGGAAUUCCAGCUGUGGGUACUCCUUUCAGAAUUGGGGAUCUUCACAAUACAAUUGGACAAGACCCCUUGGAAAUAUUCUGUGUCUCAAAUGCCCUAUGGAACAUACACUUAAUCAGUUGAUGGCUGUGGAAUUUUCUGUCAGCUAAAGAGAAGGUAAACACCAGUGGUUGUCAAGAAAUAGGGACUUUCUCCAAGAUGACGCUCAAAGCCUAUUGGAAAAAAUCUCCCUUCUGAAGAGAAGAAAGAAAAAGCACUUGCUGGAGAGGAUGGUUUUAGUUGUGAGAGAUGAGUCCCCAAAUUGAUCCCCCCAGGGGCCAAAGCCCAAUUAAAGAAAGUCAAGGGGAAUGGACUUCAUCAGGAUGUAGGUCUGGAGAUUUCAAGCCACAGGGUGGAUCUGUAAGAGGAGAGGCUUGAGAAAAACGAGAAACAGGAAAAGGACCUGUAUUUCUGAAGGCUUACUUUAAGGCCGUCACUUCUGCAGGGAAGAAAAGGAGGAAGUGUCUGGCUCAUAUUUCUGGAGAUUUGCACACUGCUGCAGAAUCCCUUGCUCACUUCCUGCAGGAGAUUUUAGAAACAUUGGGGACAGUCUUCUAUAGAGUUUGACACCACUGGAAUCAAGGAAAGGAGGGAGAAAUUGUUCCACAUCGUGCAGAUUGGUCUCCAGUGGCAGCUCUGGCGCUGUUGGAAUUGCUGUUGACCACCACCCUCAACAGGUCUGCAUCCACCUGGGAACCAUUGGUCCUCCCCUAGCUUGGUUGUGCCUCUUCUGCUCUCUGCCUGUAGUAUUGGCUGAGACUGGGCUUGGGGAGGAGACUGAUUGGCUGCUGGACUGGUGAUUGACUCUUUUGUUUCCAACCCUAUCGCCUGAAUCAUCCAACAAUUAGAGUGUGAAGAUACAAAACUGUGACAGAUCUGUGGUGGAGGCUGAGAUUGGGUUAGGGGUACUUAACUGGGUCUACUCUAUAACUUGUACUAUGACUGGGGCUGAGAUUGAGCCUGGCACCAAGGCUAAGCCUGAAAAGAAGCCUGGAGAAGAGGUUGUGGGUGGAACCGAGAGAGAGAAUGAAGUCCCAAUGGUGGUCAGACCCAAAGUUAGGGCCCAAGGCCAGGUAAUGCCUAGAGCAAGGCACAAAACUGAGGCCAUGGCAGUAGUUGGGGCACAUUCUAAGACUGAGACCAAGGCAAUCCCUGGGACAAGGUCCAUGGAUGAAACCUAUUCAUGGGCCAAGACUGAGUUUGAUGGUAAGGCAAUACUGAAGACAGGGGGGAUGUCCCAGGCCAAUGCGAUUGCCUGGCCACUGGUCAAUACUGAGCCUGUGUCAGUUGCUAAAACGAAGACCUUGUCUAUGGAUAGGGAACUGGUCAAUAUGGAUGCUGAGUCCUUUCCUGGUACCAAAGUCAAGUCCCAAUCAGGAAUCCAGCCUUUGUUUGAGUCAGAGGAGGAGACCAAUAUGGUGUCCUGGUGCCAUCCCAGGCUUACAUCCAAAAAAGAGAACUCUCGCAAUUGUGAUUUCAGAUGGGUGGAUAGAUCCUCUCUGAGCUCCUGUUUCUGGAGUGGAGAAGAGGUCAGUACAAGGUUUCGUCCUAGGGACAGGGUAAAACCCAGUAGUAGGUUCAGGCACAUGGCCAAAGAAGAAGCCAUGUCUCGGCCCAAACACAGUCGGGAGCUCUAUAUUGCAUCCAGUUCUGGUUCCGAGGAGGAAUCUGUUAAGACACCUUGGCUCUGGGCCAGAGAAAAGACCAGUAUCCGGUCUAGGCCCAAGGAAGAGACCAAUACCAGAUCUUGGUUUAGGUCCAAGAAAGGAAUCUCAGAGUCCAGUUCUGGGUCUGAAUGUGAGGUCAAUGAGAAGUCCUGGUUCUGGGCUGGAGAGGAAGCCAAAUCCAGGUACAAACCCAGAGCAAGGAAAGGAGCCAAUGUCAGGGUCAGGCACAGGGCCAAGCGAGAAGCUUCCAUUGAUUUCAUGUCUGGGUCUAUGGAUGCAGUCAAAAAAGAGUCCUGGUUCUGGCCUGGAGAAAAGGCUAAUAACUUGUCAAGGCCCAAAUCCAAGAAAGAGGUUAGGGCCAGAGCAAUGGUAAAGGAAGAGGCCAAAAUCAAGGCCAGAGCCAGGGCCAAGCGAGAAGCCAGGUCAGAGGAAGAGUUCUUCACUGGGCCUUGGUUCUGGGCUGCAGAAGAGUCUAGUAUAGUGGGUGGAGCCAGUGUCAAGUCCUGUUCUCAAGUGGAUGAUGAGUCUAUUGUUGGCAGUUGGUUCUGGACUGAAGAAGAGGCCAAUACAGGGACUGAGGCCAGUAGUAAGUUCAGACCAAAAACUGAGGAGCCUAUUGGAAAUUCUAUACUUGGAAUUGUGGAAAAGACCAGUGAGGAAACUGGGGCUGAGGCCUCUUCCAAAUCUGUGCCAGCAGAUGAUAAAGAAAAGGUCACUACUAAUUCCUGCUCCUGUGCUAGUGAAGAAACUAACCCAGAGGCUGAAGAAGAGUCUGUUUUCGGCUCUUGGUUUUGGGUCAGUGAUGAGACUAGUGUGGAAGCUAGUGUUGGGGCCAGCUGUGGCUCUAGGCCAAGGUCUGAGGAAGAAGAGGUCAUUGGUCCCUGGUUCUGGGCUGGAGAAGAAAUCUAUACAGAGGCUGAGUUUGGAGAAGAAGCCAGGCCAGAUGCUGAAGAAGAGACAAUAUUUGGGCCCUGGUUUUGGGCUGGAAACCAGGCCCAGAUUGAUUCUGGAGCUGAAGUUGCCUGUGACACCAUGCCAGGGGCUGAGGAGGAAGAGCCCAUUAUUGGGUCCUGGUUCUGGGCUGGAGUAGAAACUUGCGUAGGGGCUGAAGUCAGCAACAGGUCUAGCCUGGAGAACAAGGAAAAUGAUAUUACAUCAUCGUGGUUUGGGACCACAGAAGAGGUCAGUAUGAAGUAUGUGGCUGGUGCCCCAUGUAAAUUUAUGACAGUUGCUGAAGAGAUCAAUAAUGAGUCUAGCUUCUGGUCAAGAGAGGAUCCUUGUAUGUUUCCUGCCAAUGGAGGCAGCUGGAAGUCUAGGCCAGAAGAGGAACAGGAAACUGUUGGUUCAUGGUUCUGGCCCAGAAAACAUACAAGGCCAGAGACCAUUGUAGGGCCCUGGUUAUGGGCUGUGGAAGAGGACAGUUUAGAUGAUAAGACUGAAGAAGAAACCAAGUCACUGACCAAGGAGGAGAACAUGAUCACGUCCUGGUUCUGGAAAGGGGAUAAAGCCAUUACAGAGGCUACGGACAGAGAAGAAUCCAGGCCAGACACUGAAGAGGAGGACAUUAUUGGUUCUUGGUUCUGGGCUACGGAGGAAGAUAGGCUUGGAACAGAAGCAGAGGCUGGAGAAGAUGACAGGCUGGCAGCAGAGGAUGAGGUUAUUGUUGGGUCUUGGUUCUGGGCCAGGGAAGAGACCAUUAGGAAGGAGGCUAGCGUUUAUAGCAAAUACAGUCCAGAAGCUGAAGAGGAAGAAGUCAUCGUUGAGUCCUGGUUCUGGGCUGAAGAAGAGGCCAGUCUGGAUGCAGGGGUUAGUUUUGAGUCCAAGAAUGGGACUGAAGAAGAGGAAGUCAUUGUUGGGUCCUGGUUCUGGGCUGAAGAAGAUAGUGUAGAUGUUGGACCUCAGGAAACAGAAGAGACCACAUCAAGGUCUAGAGAGGAAACCAUAUUUGGAUCCUGGUUCUGGGCUGCAGAAGAACUCAAUGUAGAAGCAGAAACAUGCUGUGCUUCUAAACCAGAGGAUGAUAAAGAGAUGAUUAUUGAGUCCUGGUUCUGGUCUGGAGACAAAGACAUUAAUGAGACUGAAACUGUGGCCACCUCUGAGUCCAGGCUGGAAAAUGAGGAAGGGGCAGUUGUUGAGUCCUGGUUUGGAGCUAAAAAUGAGCCCAGUAACAGGACUGGUAAUGGAACCAACUGUGAGUCUAGGACAGUAGCUGAGGAGGAUGAGGCCAUAGUGGGGUUCUGGUUCUGGGCAGGAGAUGAGGCCCAUUUUGAAUCAAAUCCUGUCCCCGUGUACAGGGCCAUUUGCAGACCCACAUGUUCAAUUGAGCAGGAACCUGAUGCUUCACGCAGGCCCCAGAGCUGGGAGGAUGUUACUGUUAAGUUCAAGCCUGGCCCAUGGGGUAGGGUUGGCUUCCCUUCCCCAAGCCCCUUUAGAUUUCCAAGAGAAGCAGCAUUUCUUUUCUCUGAAAUGUUUGGAGGAAAGCCCAAGCAUAUGGAACUAAGCCUAGAAGGGGAAGAGCAGGAAUCUUUGCCUCAGCCUGAUCAGCCUGACCCUGAGUUUCCAUUUCAAUAUGAACCAUCUUACCGGUCAGUCAGAGAAAUUCGAGAGCAUCUUAAGGCUAGGGAGAGUGCAGAGCCUGAGAAUUGGUCUUGCAGCUGCAUACAGUGUGAGCUUAAAAUUGGUCCUGAAGAGUUUGAAGAACUCCUUCUAUUAAUGGACAGGAUUCGAGACCCUUUUAUUCAUGAAAUAUCUAAAAUUGCAAUGGGUAUGAGGAGUGCUUCUCAAUUUACCCGUGAUUUCAUUCGUGAUGCAGGUGUUGUUUCGCUUAUUGAAACCUUGCUCAAUUUGCCCUCCUCCCGAGUUAGGACGAGUUUUUUGGAAAACAUGGUUCGCAUGGCUCCAACUUACACAAAUCUAAACAUGAUUCAGACAUACAUAUGUCAAGUGUGUGAGGAAACUCUUGCUUACAGCUUAGAUUCCCCUGAGCAAUUAUCUGGAAUAAAGAUGGUUAGACACCUCACUACAACUACUGACUAUCACACAAUGGUUACCAAGUAUUUGUCUGGCUUUCUCUCCUUAUUAGCCACUGGCAAUACCAAAACAAGGUUUCAUGUUCUUAAAAUGCUACUGAAUUUGUCUGAAAAUCCUGUCAUGACAAAAGAACUACUCAGUGCUGAAGCAGUAUCAGAAUUUAUGGGCCUUUUUAACAGGAAGGAGACAAAUGACAAUAUUCAGGUUGUUCUGGCAAUAUUUGAGAAUAUUGGUAACCAUAUCAAAGAAGAGGCAUUGUUGUUCACUGAUGAUGAUUUCAGUCCUGAGCCACUUAUUUCUGCAUUCCAUGAAGUUGAGAAACUUGCUAAGAAGCUGCAAGGCAAAACAGAUGAUCAAAAUGACCCCGAGGCAGACCAAAAAAAUGAGUAUGAGUAACUACUUGUCUGUGAUUGUCCUUAUGCUCCUGAGUUAUAACCUUGAAUAAUGCUUUUUUCAGUUGUUUGUGUUGUAAUGUACAUCUUUAUUGCUGAUAAUAACUUUGCCCAACUCUUUGUGUGAGCUGGAUUGAUCUUCUGAUGCCAAAUGAAUAUUAGAACUCAAAGCACAUUUAUUGAUAUUUGUUUUUGUCCAGAUUGUGAAUUUAGUGUUUAAGCUUCUAGUGAACCGAGCCAUCAUAAGAAAGCUACCCUUCUGAUUGUUCUAAUAUUAUUGAUGUCUAUUUGAGUCAUGUGUUUCCAAUAAAGGUCUAUGUUAAAGUUAGCA